Messenger RNA from Brassica napus (rape), 1601 nucleotides. Its product is annotated as ethylene-responsive transcription factor RAP2-2-like. Bases 147 to 1244 code for a protein of 365 amino acids. The record is from RefSeq and is a predicted model, not a curated record. Gene Ontology annotation, molecular function: DNA-binding transcription factor activity; DNA binding. Lineage: Eukaryota; Viridiplantae; Streptophyta; Magnoliopsida; Brassicales; Brassicaceae. Gene Ontology annotation, biological process: ethylene-activated signaling pathway; regulation of DNA-templated transcription. The transcript is spliced from 3 exons.
CAAUCUUUCUGGAGAGUAUAAUCAAACCACAGCGAGAGAGAGAAAACAAAAGAGAACCCCAAAGAAGCUAAUAUUUACAGUUUCGCCGCAAAGUUUGUGUUUCUGAGUAUUUAACCCCCCCCCCCCUCGAAUCUGAGCUAUUCGCCAUGUGUGGAGGAGCUAUAAUCUCCGAUUUCAUCCCUCCGCCGAGUUCCCGCCGCGUCACGAGCGAGUUUCUCUGGCCGGAUCUGAAGAAGAACAAGGGGAAAGCUUCGAAGAAGCGAUCCGAUUUCUUCGAUCUGGACGAUGAGUUCGAGGCUGACUUUCAAGGGUUUGAGGAUGACGACGCGUCUUUUGACUGCGAAGACGAUGAUGAAGAUGAUGAUGUCUUCGCUAAAGUGAAGCCCUUUGUCUUCACCGCGACCACCAAGCCCGUAGCUUCCCCUCCCACCGCCACUGGUUCAGUGUCUGGCAAGAAGAUCAUAGAGUCCGGUGGUCAAGCUGAGAAGUCUGCUAAGAGAAAGAGAAAGAAUCAGUACAGGGGGAUUAGGCAGCGACCUUGGGGAAAAUGGGCUGCUGAGAUCCGUGAUCCUAGAAAAGGCUCCAGGGAAUGGCUUGGAACAUUCGACACCGCCGAGGAAGCAGCAAGAGCCUAUGAUGCAGCUGCACGCAGGAUCCGUGGUAGUAAAGCUAAGGUGAAUUUCCCAGAGGAGAGCAACAACAACCGUAGCGUCUCCCAGAAACGACCUUCUGCUAAGAAGCUGGUGGCUAAACCAAACCAAAGCCCAGCUUUGGUUCAGCAGCCAAUGAGUCAGUACUGCAACAACUCCUUUGGUGAUGUGAGUUUCGUGGAAGAGAAGCCUCAGAUGUACAACAAUCAGUUUGGGUUAGCAAACUCGUACAACAACCACUACUUCAGUUCUGAUCAGGGGAGUAACUCAUUUGACUGCUCUGAGUUUGGGUGGAGCGACCACGGCCCCAAGACACCUGAGAUCUCUUCGAUGCUAGUCGGUAAUAACCAAGCUCCGUUCACUGAAGAAACCAAUGCAGCCAAGAAGCUCAAACCCAGCUCUGAUGACGGAACAAGCAACCAGUCUGAUGAUCUGAUGGCAUACCUUGACAAUGCCUUGUGGGAAUCUCCAUCUCCAUUAGAAGUUGAAGCCAUGCUUGGUGUAGAUGCUGUUGCUGUGACUCAGGGAGAGGAGAACCCGAUGGACCUAUGGAGCUUAGAUGAUAUCAAUUACAUGCUGGAAGGAGUCUUCUGAAGUGAGUGAUGGUUUGCCUAAUUUGUAAAUAGAGCUAUGUGUGUGUUGGAUUUCGCUGUUGAAGGGGGAAUGGUACAAGUCACAACCUGGAGCUUAUUGCAUCGUUUAUUAUCUUAUAUGAAUGUCUUUUAAAUUCUCUGAAAUAAAUGGGGGUGAUGAUUAGUAAAUAGAGGUAUAAUCUAUAUCUAAUGAGUCCUCUUCCUUUCAGUUUUUUCUUUCUUCUUUUCUAAGACAGCUUAUUAAAUCUAUUAAGCUCUGUUUUUGAUCUUUGGUAUCAUCACCCUCGCAAGUGUUUUGUUUUGUACCCAUACUUAUUUAACAUUAUAUAAUGAAAACUAUAUGGAAGCUCUGUUUGUA